Cetraspora pellucida is the source of this 123-nucleotide messenger RNA. NCBI's taxonomy places the organism in Eukaryota, Fungi, Glomeromycota, Glomeromycetes, Diversisporales, Gigasporaceae. The record is from the annotation of a GenBank genome assembly.
AUGCAAACCUCAAAACAAAAGUUAGUAAGUGUUAGAAAAGGAACUGGGAGCUCAUCGUGGCCACAGAUUGCGAAAGUUACCAGUCAAAUUGAUCCUAUUGGAGCCAAAAUUCGUAAGCAAUAG